Molecule: messenger RNA, 1649 nt
Organism: Notolabrus celidotus (New Zealand spotty)
Lineage: Eukaryota; Metazoa; Chordata; Actinopteri; Labriformes; Labridae
Product: C-X-C chemokine receptor type 2-like
Biological process (GO): G protein-coupled receptor signaling pathway; immune response; neutrophil chemotaxis
Cellular component (GO): membrane
Molecular function (GO): C-X-C chemokine receptor activity
Source: RefSeq, a predicted model, not a curated record
ACACACUGAGGAUGCAAACAGGACAUUGGGUCAACUCCAUGAAGAAAAGAAAUCCACUUAAGAGGAUGAGUCUCGACACAGACUCAUUUUGGUGUUUGCCAUCUUUUUAAAACCAUACAGCCGGGCAGAAGUCAUGUCAUUCACCGCCAUCUUCGAUGAAGAUUUCUGGGAGAGUCUGAAUGAAACCGUCCACAAAAAUCAAACACCCUACGUUGUGGAUCCAAAGACGUUACCAUGCGAGACCAAACCUCUGGGUCCUACAGCAGCUACAGCCCUGUGUAUCAUUCUCUUUUGCAUCUUUCUACUUGCAAUACCAGGGAACCUGUUAGUUGGGUGGGUGAUCGGCACCAGCAAGCAGAAGCUGACGCCAUCAGACGUGUAUUUGUUUCACCUGACAGUGGCAGAUGGUUUGUUGGCGCUAACUCUCCCCUUCUGGGCUGUAGCUCUCGUCCAAGGAUGGGUGUUUGGAGACUUUAUAUGCAAGUUCCUAAACCUCAUCACUGAAGCCAACUUCUACACCAGCAUCCUCUUCCUGGCAUGCAUCAGCGUCGAUCGCUAUCUUGUGAUCGUGCACGCUGUGAGAGUUUGCAAAGUCGUCAGAGGGUGUGCAGCUGGCUCCUCUGUGCAGGAGUCUGGGCCCUUGGUUCGGCUGGCUCUUCCUGCACUGUUCUACGAGGCAUCCAAGCUAGACGCCGACUCCUGGAGAAUGGCUUGCUUUGAAAACUUUGACCUUGGCAGCGCCUCUUCUUGGAGGGUCGCCACACGUGGGUUCCGCCAUAUUUUUGGCUUUUUCCUCCCUCUUACUGUCAUGGUGACCUGCUACAUCAUCACCAUCACAAGGCUGCUGCGCACACGAGGUUUCCAGAAGCACCGCGCCAUGAAGGUGAUCAUAGUCGUGGUGAUUGUGUUCCUCCUGUGCUGGACGCCAUACCACAUCACCAUGAUGGUGGACACGCUCCUGAGGGCAGAGGUGAUACCGUACAACUGUGCCAUGAGGAGGUCGGUGAACCUCGCUCUGGAUAUAACCAACAGUUUAGCACUUCUCCACAGCUGCAUCAACCCCGUGCUGUACGCCUUUGUGGGAGAGAAGUUCAGGAGCAGGAUGGUGAUGCUGCUUCAGAGGAAAGCCAGACAGGAGAGGAUGUCGGGGUCAAAGUUCAGCAGGUCGACGUCUCAGACAUCAGAGGGCAAAGGAGCGGUUCUCUGAACUCAUUGUGCAACAUAUUUUUAAGGCUUUUUGAAUGAAUCAGUCAACACUCAUCCUCAAGGGAACAUGAAUAUUUCCAGCUAACUUUUGUGUCAUCUAUUCAAAAGCUGUAAGAGUAUCUUUAAUCAAAACUAUUGACAGCAGUAGGAGGGAUCUUAAAAGUGAGUGGGAUUAUCCUCUGGGGAUCAUGAAUGUCAACUUGUCUGCCUCAUGUUUACAUAGCAGUCAUUCUAGUUUACAUGGUGCGCUGCUGCCAUCUUCUGGAUGUUUCUUUGUCUGCACUCACUCUUUAAAAUCUCUCAGAUUCCCAGACUUGGAGAAAAUGUUGUUCUCUUUUAUUAAAAAUGCCCAUUUCCUUUCUGUCUAUCAACUAUCUAAGUUUUUACUGUAAUAGUGCAGAAAAUGCUCAAUCAUUUCAAAAUAAAUGGCUUUGUAACUUUCA